This is a messenger RNA of Pocillopora meandrina, 13622 nucleotides long. NCBI's taxonomy places the organism in Eukaryota, Metazoa, Cnidaria, Anthozoa, Scleractinia, Pocilloporidae. The record is from the annotation of a GenBank genome assembly.
UACUGCCCUUUUCUCCGCUGGUAAAUCGAGUUACUGCACUUAAUUUAGGCAAUUACAAACGUCGAUUGCAGAAACCAGAUUAAACGUACGAGUUGCUUCUAUAUUCAUCGUUUCUUGAUAGAAACUUGUCUCUCAGAAGAUUAGGGCGGAAGAAUGUUGUUAUCUUCAAUUCUUUAUUUCAAGGUGUAUUGCUUAACGCACUCUAUCGGCGAGAUCAGAAACGCAGGGCCGUACAAAAUGCGUUUGUUGACAACAAUUCCGCUUAUGAACGACAUUAUUACAAUAUGAUAUAUGUGUAAUUGUUUUAAAUCUUUAAGGACCUCUAGGCAUUAAUUAAUACAAGCUUUUAACCUAAGGAUGCUUGUCUUCAAUGAAAGCAGCUUGCGACGAGUAAGAGAAAGAAUGUUCACUCUAGAUUUUUCAAAUCAAGACCGGUUUCUCACGAGAAUUUCCGUUUACAAGGACUCAAAAUUCCCCAGCGUUUUCGUCACAGACAUGGCGUGAUGUCAGUUGAUAUUGGAGUUAUCUUCUACCCGCAGAGAAAAAGACACGUAUAAGAAUCUGCCAACAAAAAGACAAACAAACAAAUUGAGAAACAUCACAAAAAUCAAAAUCACGUUACAAUUCAUUCAAAUAUUUAUAUUUUCCUCAAAAGAAAAUGUAUAACACUAACAAAUUCGAUGAAAACGCGUCGAUUUUAAAAUCCCCUUAUUUGGAUCUUUAUCGCACCGAUUUACGGUUCACUGACUUUGUUACAACUUCCUGUCGUAUGACUGCGUCAUAGAAUCCGGGUUAAGAUAUUGCGUGUUUUGAUGAAGUACAUCACUCGGAAAACAUAUUACAAUUCACCAAAAAAAUCAGAGAGGUGGUGAAAUUGCGACCAGAAGUAUCUCGCUCGCCUACAGUGCUAUUUCGGUUUGCUUUGACGGCAUUAGCAGGGCGGUUCUACGCUCCAGUGAAUGUCAUUGUCUACUGUUCUAAAAUCGAACCGUUUCAGCGCCCUUUCAGUGGUGUGUGGUUGACCCCAGGAGCGACACUUUGUUAAAAAAAUUUAUUUGUCGCUUAAGACUUCUAGAUGGCUAACACCUCAAUGUUCUUCAUCUUUGCUUUUUUCACCAAAAUGUAUUUAUGAGCAUUCAGAGCUCUUAACUCGUCCAACGGUUUUAGAUACAAUUUUUUAGCUCAAUGUGUUUGUGUUUUCAUUAAGUGACUCUUUGUUUAUUCGGCGUCUGAAGACUAAUCUCAAAAUUCUCUCCAGCGUGUGCGGUACAUUAAAUAAACAAAACUUUAGUUUUCUCAAAGACUAAUUACGUUAAUCGAGAAAUUGAAAUAGGAAAAAACGAAAGAUGUUUUCACCACAGGGAACUUUUAAGUCUGCAGCAAAUGAAAUUGUAACGACAUCUUAUUUGUCCUUUGCAAAAUAAUCCAAAACAACGACAUUCCAGCCAUAGAUUAAAACAGAUCAAAGUCUGGCUUAAGAUUAACUGAGAUGACAUGCACCUGAAAAAAUGCAAAAUAUAUGGGCCGGGUCGCACUAGAGCCAAUUUUGUUUACUUCCAAUUUUGGGCGAGGAAAAAAUUGGCAAAAAUUUCGCAAGGGCCAAAUUUUGGCGGUGGUCGCAUUGGACCAACAUGUUUGAGCCAAAACUUCGCUGAUUGACAUAUAUGUCAUGUCACGAUAUCUACAGUCAAGAAAACAUCUCGCGCAUUGCUUGUGCAAGAAUGGAUCGUCAUAUACAGGUGAUUAUUUUCGCGACUUUCGGGCUUUUGUUGAAUUUUGUGUUUCAGUCUCAACAGAACAACGCAGCGUUUUUAGUAUUGUUGAUGCACUAUCAGCAGGCUUUUCAACGGUUAGUGUCUGCUGUUAGAAGACGUAGGGUUCGCUUGAAUUGGUGCCGGUAGCCGGAUCCAGGAUAGGAGUCAUUGGCAUUUCCAAAAAACUGCCGCUCGUAUUCCGCGUUUCCAUUGUAAAAACCAUAGAAAGAAAGGUCAGAUGGACCGGGAAAAAAAUAAUUUUGUCCCGACAUCGUACGUGCGAACCUGCACUAGCCGAACAAAGUAAUUUUUCCCGCCGUAACUUGAUCCAAGUAUGUUUGAAGAAAAAUGGCAGCUUAAUGGUUAAACAAACAAAGUUGUUUGCUUUGCCAAAAUUUGGAAGCCUUCGAGGCAGCACUUCGGCUUCUCUGAAGAUUGGCGAAAAUUUGGCAAUCCGCAAAAAAUUGGCGAGUUUUUGAAACUGGGGGUCGCACUUAUUUUACGUUACUUGGUGACAGAUUUAUUACUUAUGCAAACAAAAUUGGCUAAAAUUCGCUCUAGUGCGACCCGGCCCUUAACCCAAAACAACGACAUUCCAGCCAUAAAUUAAGACAGAUUAAAGUUUGGCUUAAGAUCAACUGAGAUAACAUGCACCUGAAUUUUUCAAACCUUUUAUCUCAAUGCAACCCUUGCGAUUGAUUGACAAGUAAAUACCGACAGUUCUUAGGAUAGAAAAGACUUCAGACGUAUGGAAAGUGCGCUCAUCUUACAGUACUGUGGAGACAAAAAGACACAUUUGCGAUAUUCAGGAACACAAAUGUCCUUUAACAUUUCACUUGUCAACCGGAAUGAGUCUAUCAUCUGCCGGAACUUUUAAUAAAAGCCUUGGUAACGGUUCUACUUUUUCAAGUUGGUCCCUUUUGUUCGGGAUGAACUUGACAAAAACACAUAGAUCAAUCACGUCACACGUCACUCCUUUUUUUCCAACCAGGUCUAGCCACUCUCACUGAGAUUUUUCGAAUCACUUAUUGAGAUCAGUGCGUUUUAAAAACCUGUCUUCCAACCAAAGGAUGCUCAAAAAUUAUGUUUCGGAAACAGAUUAGUAUACUGUUUUUUAAUUCACGCAAGCCUCGUGAUAAGAGUAAAGUACAAGCUGGGCUGACAUGUUCAGCAAGUCACGCAAGUUUGAAAUGUCACGCAAGUUUUAAAACAUUGGCACUGAGCUUGGUCAAGGUCGGUUUGAAACCACGGUAAACUAAAAGGGCUCGUCAUCAGUAAUCUACGAUAAAAUCAGCUUAUUGCUUUUGUUUCCUCUAUCUGACCUGCAGUUUUUUCUCUCUCCUAGAACAUCAAAAGCUGGAUUACGGCAAUUGCUUGAAUCAGAUAAGUACAUUCCUAGUUUUUACUGUGAUUUUCCGAUCUCUUCACCUCAUUGCUAAACUUUGAUUGCGUAGAAGCAGCAAUAAGAUUUCCGCUGACAAGCCAGGUAAGUUUGCGGUAAGUGAUAGUUGUAAGUGAGCUUGCGCGCGUCACCAGACAAUAAGUUCUUGACUUGUUGAAUACGCAUUGUAUCUGUGAAAACACUCUUUGAAGCUUGUGUGUUUUAAUUCGCUCUUGAAAGAACAACUUUCAAGACUAAAAAUUAUGUCAGACCCCGCCUGACAAACUUGAAAGACUCACUUUCAAGUGAAACCUAUUCUGCAAUACAUAGACAAGUAAAGCAGGGAAAAGACGUUUGGAAGACGAAACGCUUUCAGGCCAUGUGUUGUCUCUUUUCCUUGUCACAAUCAACAUGCACCGUGUGUGCCUAAAUGAUAUUCAAAAGAUCUUGAAAGAACAAGCGCUUUCAAGACAUGUUUGCAGAUUGCUCGAUGGCCGUCAAACCUUAAAGGCAAAAAUUGCGUUCAAGUGUUAAAAUUUUAAGAUAGAGAAACUUUCGCUGUCUAGUAACUGAUGCUCGACUUCUUUGAAUUUCAUUUUUCUGCUAUUGAAAAGUUUUGAAUUUCCGUGCGAAAUCCGAUUCUAGUAAAAAAAAUAGGAAAUUCCGUUUUUUUCUUGUUACUUCUAGGCAAAUUAAAUCGGUGUCUUCCCGAAAUAAUUUCGUCCGUCAAGUUAGUAUCAAAAAUAAAAUAAAGUAAAAAAAAAAUUCUGAGUCAUCAAAGUUAAAAAUGAACUAAUCUGUGAGAAAUAACGCUGAGGUGAGUUUAAGAUAUAUUUUCCAACUUUGGUCCAAUGUUUUGUUGUUGUAGUACCUGUUACAAAAACCACUUUUGCUGUGAAUGUAACUGAGGGAGAGUCAGUGUCUCUGAACUGCACCCUUAGUGGCGAUGGAAGUUAUACUUGGGAACGUCAGGAUGGAACCGAGUUAGAAAAUGCGAAAAGAAAGGUACCUCUUCUCUCCUUAUUUUCUAUAAAUAUAUAACUAACGUUUUCUUUUAUUUUCCACACUAAGCGAUGGAUGUUUGUAAGUAUCAAAGUUUUAAAGAAAUUAUCAGCAUGCAGCGAACAACCGUUGAGUUUUGGAUGCACUUGGGAGGUUUGCUAAGCACUCAAGGGGCUAAAGUCGCACCAUUUCGAACAUCGAGCUGAGCUGUAUCUCGAUUACUUCCAAUAUCGAGAACAACAUCUCUUAUCCCUUUUCACCAAACACAUCUAACUUGUUGCAUGCGUUUCUCUACGUUUCUAGAAUUCAUCAUUUCUUUUUUCAUGGAAAUUUUUCUCUAAGGUUUCAGUUCAAAUACUAUUACAAGGGUCAUUUAAACAAAAUAAACCAAUGGCACUAUACAAAACGAUCAAUUAUUCCAACGACAGCGGAAUUUUUCUGUAUGGAAACCUCUUCCAAGGGAUCCCCAUACUCCAAGAAGACAAACUUCGGUCCCACCUAGGAAUAAAACUCUACAAUAUGUGCCUGUGUUUCUCAUUUAAGAGUCACCUCGUUACUAAGGACACAAACUUUGGCCCCGACAAGGAAAAAUGGUCUUUCAAUUGUCCUCAUUUAAGGGAAACCUAACUCAGAGAACACCUUUCAUAAACCAGAGCCUGUCUGGUGAGGAGGGAUCAUACUGUUGAUUAAAUCGAGCUCAUAAGUGCUAAGAAGCUGAGCGCCAAUAAGAGUCAAGUUGUGCUAAGGAUUGUGGGAGUGACUGUAAGAGAAGCCGAGCUGAAAAAGAUCUUAAUUUAAAAUAAAUAAAAGGGGUAAAUUUCUGAAGAAACUUCGUGCUGCGUCGGUGGGAGAGAAUAACAGGGUAAUUUAGUAUUACCAACUUUAAUUUAUCAAUUUAACAUUAAUUUAAAAUAUCUAAUCACACAUCAUUAAUCUUGUUUAGGUUAAGUAGCUAGCCAAAAUGGCUUUGCUAACAAAGGGCUAUUAAGGAUUUUUAACCGCAAUUAAAAAAAAAAAAAAAAAAAAAAACCUAACGCUGUCGCUGUUUUUGUUGAAGGUGAGAGGUGGAGGACGACUGCUUGAAAUUAUUGACACGGCCAUUGCUGAUUCUGGUAACUAUACCUGUAAAACAGGUAGAAGCUCUCACACCAUUACACUACAGGUUUUAGGUAGGUAGAUGAUCACUUCGCUUUAGAUUCAAAGGGAACCACAAGUGUCGUUUAUUGUUACAUGUCUCAAAAUAAAUUGAUAACUUCCUAAUACAUAGACUACGAGCAGUCCCUCCUUUUCUGCAAAGUCGGUCACGUGAUUGAUAAAUACCAGUGAAAUAAAACUUGACGUUAGCUCGCCGCGGGAGGCUAUUGGAGACAUGUUUGCCACGAGUAAAACUUCCCUUAACUUGAAGAUAACAAUAGUUAAAUCGGUAGUUGACAAAUCCGCAAAAGAGGGAAUAAAUAAACAGGAAGGAACAAGCAAGGGUAAGGAUGGAGAGGAUUAAAAUAAAUUGUAAUUGGCUACAAAGUGUUGGUUCGGUUGUUGACAAAAACUCAAAGAAGGUAUACUAUACUAGGAAGGAAGAAGUAAUUUAGCGAGUGUUUUUUUUUACAGUUGAGGUCAAGGUGGAAAUGGCCCUGAAGGUUGAAAAUUACAACUACACCAAAGAGCUGGAGAAUAAGUCAUCGCCACAAUACAAGGAAAUCGAGACAAACUUUACCGCGGAGGUAUGAUUUCUUUUCCUCCUUCCAUCUUUCCAUUCCCUCUCCCCAUUCUCUUUUGUUUUCCUCGCUUUUUGCUAUCCUCUCCAAUCCUUCCUCCCUCCUUUUCCUCCUUCCUCUGUUCUCUCUUCUUCCCUCCAGUAAUUCCUUCCUUCCACCCCCAUUCCCCUCCCACCUUCCAUUCUCUCUCUCUCUCUCUCUCUCUCUCUCUCUCUCUCUCUCUCUCUCUCUCUCUCUCUCUCUCUCUCUCUCAUGUAUCCCCUCCCGCCCUUCCUCCCUCUUUCCUCCUUCCCUCCCAGUCUUCUCCCUCCUUCGCUUCUCCUCCCAACACUCUACCAUUUCUCCCACCCCCUUCCUCUCUUCAGUCCUUCCUCCUACCCUCCUCUCUCCCUGGAUUCUUACCUUCCUUUCCACUGUCUGUUUCUACCACUUAUUCCACCGAAUGACUUACAAACCACCUUUCUCCUUCUCUGUCUCCUUGCUAAUAGGUUCAAUAUCUUUGAAUUGAAAGCGUUAAAGAGUACUAGUAAAUGAAAAAAAAAAAAAACAACAACAACACCUCUUGUCAUGUUUCAGAUGGACUUCGUUUACAAAGAUACUCCAGGAUACAUAAGAACCGAUGUUCUGAAAAUGACGUGAGUGCCAGAGCGUAUUCCUAAUUCCUAACCCCACAGUUGAAAAUUCAAAAUAUUCCAUUUUCGAGUGAAUCAGUUUUAGUAAUAUGUCAUAGCCAAACAUAUCUCCUAUUUCAUAUGCUGUAUUGAUCUAAGCGUGGAUUAACAACAUAUAUCAAUGAUCUGCACGGAGGAUAAAUUUAUCGCUUUCGCCUAUCAAAGAUGAAUAACAAUCAAUGCCAUGAUUAUUGAGAAACGUAAGUCGUUAUUGCAGGGACCUAAAUAAACCUUUCAUAAUAAUCAAACUUCAGACCAACGGAUUUUACGCUCCGAUUCUCUACAACUGAGUAACCAGAGUAGAAAAGAUGUAAAGUUUCAUGCUCGGUUAUAGAAUAAAUAAUUGUCUUCCUCUAACUUAUUCUUAAUUUCUCUGUUUUCAUUUUUCUAUAAAUUAUCACGUUAUAAAUCAUUGUAGCUACAGUAUGACUAUUUUCUAAAACGAUUUUUGUCCUUUGAUUUUUUAGGAAAGGGAGUGUGGUAGUGGAUUUCAACAUUAUUAUCCAAAUUGUAACAACCGAUCCCAAAAACGAAACAACCAUCAACGAUAAAAAGGUCUCAAUCGUCCAAACAACAAUUAAAGAAGCCGAAGAUGGUUUUGUAAAGCGGCUAAAAGUGUCAAAAGUUAUUCCAAAGAGUAAGUUUGUCGUAGUGAAACUGGUUCUUUACAAGUUUUUUUUAAUAAUUUUGAGCAGGAUUCGAUAUUUCCUAGCGUUCCAGUCUCUUACAAUGCCUUUUUCCACCCAGAAGCGUGGAUAUGUAUGAAUGGGUGAUAACAAACUGCCACUGCUACUGAAACGUGACAAAAUUGCAGAUGAAUUACCUGCCAUGGCGUGGUGUCCAAUCCAGGAGAAAUAGCAACACUCCUGGAAUCUAAUUUCUCCCAAAAGUAUCAUUGAUAUUCAACUAAGAGAGCUUUUGAUUGUUGAACAAAUACUCCUGGUGGGAAAAUGAGAUAUUUGUAAAAAAACAGUGUGGAGAAUGUGCAAACUGAUGGUCAAUGGACCACUUGUUUCGUGAUUUAAUUACCCGGGUAAGAAAGGAUUACUGUCAAUAGAAAAGUUACAUAUGGAAGCUUUUCUUGCAUCAUGUGAUUGGAAAGGAUAUGAAGAAAGCAAAAUAACGUGGAAAAUGAGCGAGUAAUGCCAUUGACGCACUCAGAGGCAAAAACUUUUAAGCAGUAAUUUAAAAAAACACUCGCCAUUGUUUGAGUAAUUUCCAGAUGUCUCUGUAACUUUAAUACUUGCACCUUGUUUUAUCGUUUAGCCCUCAGAUAAUCUCUUUGAUUGUUCACAUCUUUUCGAAAUUUUUUAUCUUUUCCUCUCUCUUCUUUAUUUUUAGCCGAACCUCCAGAGCCUAAUGGUGUGGAGAUCUUUGAUAUCAAAUCAGAUGAGCUGAGUGUUCGAUGGAAACCGUCGGAAGAUGCUGAAACUUUCGACGUACGCACUUACUCGGUGCAAUACAGAGCAUAUGGUGAAAAGACCUACAGCGAGCAUAAUCAAACAGCUAACACUGAAAAUGCAGACUACUCUUACAGGAUUAAGUCUCUCGAAUCUGAGACUGUUUACAUGAUACGGGUCGGUGCAGUUAACACUUAUGGAUCCAAUUUCAACGAGGAAACUGGCCAUGAGACUGAACCCGCACGUAAGCCGUUUUUAAUUGUUAAAGUAAUUUCUAAAAAUUGACAAAGUUGUCUACAGGUUUUUUGUGAAAUUAAAGAUUUUUCAUUAGUAAUUUUUUAACCUAAACACGUGACGUCUCGCUCAUAUUUUUGCUGGAAACUUGAUCACAGAUAAUUUUUUAUCUUCAUGUCUAUGUAUUACUGUCGUACCUUCGCAAUUUUUAAGCAUCAGAACACUCUGGCAAACUCAUGCUGGAAAUUUAGUCUUCCUAUUUUAAAAUUUCGAUGAAUCACCAUGUUCCGAAAGUAGGGAGGGAUAGUUUGAAUUAAAGUCAGCUUUUAACAAGCGAUUGUAACACUGCAUACACUUUACAGCAAAGGAAAUCGUACCCGCAAUCUUACGCCUUACGUCUUACCUAUGGCCAUUCCUUUAAAAGGUCGAAAAUGUCAUGUGUGGCUUUAAUUCUGAUAUCACACAUUCUUUUUUAUUACAGCUUUUGCCUGGUGGAUUAUUGUCUUGGCCGUGUUAGGUGUCCUCUUGAUUCUUGGCAUACUCAUCGGCAUUAUUAUCUACAGACGCAGGAGAGCGCGGGAAAGAAGAGAGCAAACAGAGGCUCGGUUUCGAGCUCUUGAAAACCAAACCGGGUCUCAUAAGGUACCAUUACAACAGAUAAACUUAUUGCGUUAAUCCUAUAUAAAAUAAACCGGAUACCGUUCUAUAGUUGCAUGCAAUGAGAGCAUUCCAUCAAAAAUCGAAAAAUCAAAAUCAAAGUAAUCACAGCAACCUAUCACGACAAAGGAAAAUUUCACGAGGAUGAGAACUCAACGUUAAAAACAAGCGAGCUGCUUUAAGCUCGUUCAAGAGAGUGCUUCGAGUUUUCUGGACCAGCUGCGAGUUUUCUGGACCAGUCACUCAGCGGAGCAAGGCAAAAUUAAAGAAAUCCCAGAUUACUUUGGACACUCCAUUGAUAUCAUAUCUCUAUAAGAAAAUUACCGCACAUUACGAAAGGUUCUGUCGACCUAUCCCUGCCAUUUAACUAAAAUCACACCAUCCUUGAUAUGAAAUCACUGUCCACGCAUAUUUUGAUUUUCAGGGCGAAGUAGCAGCUUACCAUGGGGAGAAUGUUAAAGGAUUGACAUACUCGUUUAAAAACACUGCUUACAAGCCGGGUGAGACGAACUGGGAAGAGUUUCCGCACGAGAAUAUCAAACUGUUGGAUGAACUAGGUUCGGGAGCAUUCGGCAUCGUUUUUAAAGGAGAGCUGCAACAAGAGAACGGGAAUAUCAUUCCUUGCGCAGUAAAAACCUUAAAACGUAAGUCUCGUAUGCAAGGUUCACGCGUAGCGUAUUAGUCAAUCAGCUUGUCAGUUUUGAUGAGUUAGUCGGUCAAUCAGUCAGACAGGCAGUCAGUUAGUCAGUUCGUCAGUCAGCCAGUUUGUUAAUCAGUCAGUCAGCGAGCUAGUCAGCCAAUCAACUAGUAAUUAAGACAGUCUGUUAAUUAUUCAGCCAGACAGCCAGCUAGAAAGCCUACCAGCCAGCCAUUCAGUCAGUCAGUCAGCCAGUCAGCCAGUCAGCCAGUCAGCCAGUCAGCCAGUCAGCCAGUCAGCCAGUCAGCCAGUCAGCCAGUCAGCUAAUCUGCCAGUCAGCUAGCCAGCCGGCCAGUCAGUCGGUAAACCGGUCACCAAGCCAGCCAGUCGGCCAGUCAGUCAGGCAGCCAGUCAGUUAGUCAGUCAUUCAGCCAGUUGACCCGCUGACUCGCUGGCAGUCUCUUUCCGGUGACAUCACAAAUUGCAUCACAGUCUCUUUCCGGUGAUGGUCACAAAUUGCGAUUUUCACAUAGCCAAGUGAUACUUUUAUGGGAACUUUUAUGUUCUUUGUAUUUCUAUGAAUAACGAAAAGCUCUUGUGAGCUUCACAUAAGUUACAUAUAUAAACUUGUUUUAAAUGUCACCAAAUUUCACUCUUGUUCCAUGAAACAGCAUCUGCCACAAAGGUGGAAAGGAAAGACUUGUACAAUGAGUUGGAAAUCAUGGCCAACGUAGGACACCAUCCGAACCUUGUGAAUUUGAUUGGAGCAUGCACACAAGAUGGUCAGUAAGACACUUGAACUAUCAUUCAGAACCCUGCAUUGACCCUUUUACUCUAAAAAAUUAAAGUGCAAUUCUCCCUUCUAGUUACCACACAUUUAUCACUCAGUUAGUUAUGAUUAAGUGCUGCUUUGACUCUCAAGCUCUUCACAUAUUUGAUGGACAAUGUAUCAGUAUCCUGAAAAGAAGUUACACGUCAAUCACCUCUGGUAGUUGGUGGGGAUUAAAGAAGCUGAUGCACAUUUAGUGCAACUUGAAAUUUUUUUUAGCAAUCCUUUUAAAUCUUUUUCAUCCUUGACCAUCCUCGCUUCUUCCUCAUUCAGUCUUCCCUUCCAAACUAAUAUUCUGUGUUUUUACGUCAAGAGUAAUAUUACACAUCCAGAAGAACGGCCUAAUUUCCCAAGCUCGUCAUUUGCAAUCAGAGUCAAUCUUCUUCAUUCUUUGCUAUCCUCGUUCCUUUCUUCCAUUUUCAUGUUUUUCAUCUAACCAACCUAACAUUUGCUGUAUUUCCUUAUAAGGAACAUAAUUUUCCAUGUCAUAACCGAAAUACUGAAAAUUUUGCAACUUGGCGCCCUUAACGUUUGAAACUAAUUUAGACAAGUCCAUUGGUCUCAUUCCAUUCAUUUCUCUAUCUCCAGACCUCCUACUCGUUAUAAUAGAGCUAGCAGAAAACGGCUGCCUGUUAGAUUUCUUAAAACAGUCCCGACAACAAGAUGGAAAUAACACUACAAGCGGCUUAACAGAACAUAUGAAAACAUCGAUAGCCGUCGAUGUAGCGCGAGGAAUGGCACAUUUAGCACGCUGUAGGGUGAGUUCAAAGUAGUAGCAGUAACAUUCUAGGUGUACCCACUUUUCCUCCUACCAUACCUCAUCAAUCCUCUGCACUUUCUACUCUACCAAUUAUUUUUUUGGAAUUUAACCUCUGACAGUUGGGGAUUUCAUCUACAAAUAUCAUUGAUAUUUUCUUUUCUCACCUCAUUUUCAACUUGAAAAUGUUUUGCUUUUUGUUUGGGGAAAUUUCUCUAGAAAGUCACGCAAUAAUGUAAAAUGACUCGUCAUUAGUUUUGAUUCUGCUGAGAAAUUCGAUGUUUGUCAAGUGACUUUAACAAACACCUACAACAAUCAAACAUGACUUGAAAUUUUGUUCGUAUCAGUGUAUCCACCGAGAUCUCGCAGCAAGAAAUGUUUUACUGGGGAAGGACUACGUUGCUAAGGUUUCCGAUUAUGGUAUGGCACGUGAUGUUUAUGAACAGCUGAUGUACAAGAAAGAAACUCAGGUAAAUUACUUGCUAAAAGAGCUAAGAGUAUAAAGACUUACAGUUUGGUGUUCAAAAAGUCUCUUUUAAUGGAAAGAAUAGGAAUUUAGCAGUAGGGAUUCUACGAGGUGGCUCUUUUUGUCAACUUUUUGCAGGUCCAAUUGGAAUUUGGAAAGUUGGUUUUUGUGAAAGGGGGGGGGAACUGGAUGACCCGGAGAAAAACCUAAGGAGAGAUGACGAGAACUAACGUGACUCAACCAUUAUAUGACGUUAGGUCCAAGAGCACCCUCAUGACUGCGCCAUCUCCUCUUUCCAAAAAUUUCUGAUAUCGUGCAGUUGGAUAAAAUCAUCUGGCAAUCCAAGGUCAAGCUACACGUAGUCAUUCUGUACGUGAUUCUUUUAUUUGUUUCUUUCAGGGUAAACUUCCGGUUAAAUGGAUGGCUGUCGAGUCCUUGGAGACAUACACUUUCACGAUGGAAUCUGACGUGUAAGUCAUUUUAAAUGGCCAGGGUAUGAGGCUAAAAUCCUGACUGAAAUGCUCAUCUACCAAUGUGAGCCCUUGAAAUUUCGUAAAUUUCCUUGACAGUUUAGAAACACUCUUCAUACAUUUAGCGAGAGGGAGGGACGCCGCGAAUUUAGAACGAACUAAGAUAUUUAAAACAGAAUAAAAUAUCUCGCUAAUUCUAAAUACUAAUUUUUCUUAAAUCUAUUUAAAAUGAGCAAAAGAUUCAUUCUUAUUUUCUGGACUUUUUUUAAUCUUUAAUUUUUUUUAUUCAAACGCAGGUGGGCUUAUGGAGUACUGCUUUGGGAAAUAGAAUCAGGAGGUAGGAUUUGUUUUCAUCUUGUACUGCAUCGGAUGCAGAAAAAUACCCUAUUUCUCUUGAGUUUAAACUGAGUCUGAGCGAGUCAAUUGCAGUUUCAUUUGUCAUUCAACAUUGUGUUGUAUUUUCUAAAAAAGAAUACACAACGUUCAAAAUUUUCAAAAUUGCUUUCAAUCAGAAGUUCGCGUUAAAUGCAUAUCUGUUUUGCAAAAGGAAAAGAAGUCUGCUACGUGACAUUUUUUUUGUGCACGAACCUAAGUUGACGACGGGUGGAUUGAUGAUCAAUUUUGAAAGGAUGAAGCUUCGAGCAUUAGGUGGUUAGAUUCUGUGUAUUAGUCUGAGUAGAAAUCUUAGCGUCACGUGUCUUAAAAACGAUAUUUAGAUGGUUAACGUAACUAAAUAAUAUUCCCUGCUUUUAGGGUUGAAACCUUAUGCUGGCCUUAGUACCGCGGAGCUGAUAGAAAACCUAAAGAACGGAUACAGAAUGGAAAAGCCUAACGGAUGUUCAGACGAAAUGUAAGAUAUUCUCAAAUUAUUAUUGCUUUUAAAGGCUUGCCAUAAUUUUCACUUCUCGUUGGCUAUUUAAACGUAUACUACACCGACUACUCAAGUAAUAGUAAUAGUACCGAGUACUAUUACUGCCAUUUGUGGUAAAGAAAAUAAGUAGAGGUAAUAAGCUAUUUGGGAAAAGAUCUGUGCAGUGCUUGAAUAAGAUUGAACUAAGCCUUCAGUUUUCUUAGUGUGCUGUCUAUAUUUAACAAAUUUAGCUAAAGCACACAAAUAGUGGAAAUUUUUAUCUUAUUCCUUCAGGCCCUGAUAUAUUUAUUGAUUUCGUAAUGUUUAUGGAAUGACCACGAAAUUUCCAAAGUACCAAAAUUAAAAAUUAUGACUAAACGCAGCUUUAUGCAACCUUUUUUUUUGUUUUAGGUACCAGACCAUGAGAGAUUGUUGGAAUUCAAGUCCUAGCGCAAGACCAAAUUUUGACGAGCUGAUUGUUCGUCUUGAGAGCACAAUCACGACUUAGUUUACAUUACAUUUCAUUACCAGCGACAACAGCAACAACAACAAAGACAAAACUACAACAACUAAACAGGGAAUUUUUACAGGAAAUAGUAAGGUUUAAAUAAUUAAAAAAUUACGUUAGGACUAUCAAGGAAGACGAUUUAGGCUGAAACACCAUAUUUGUUCACCGAGAAGCUAUGCAAAGUAAAAUUCUCGAUGGAAAUUCUUGAUGGUGUUACCUUUGGUAGAUGAUGAAAAUACCUAAACUGAGUAAGUUUAACUUGAUCGCCUCUCGUUAGAAAUUAGAAUCGAC